CCCCUGUCGCCCUCUCUCACAGGGGACCAGAGAGGCCGGCGGACUCCAUCUCCCAGCCGGCGGGUCUCUUCCCCUUCGGCCGGGAGGGAAGAGAGAGCAGCGAACCCAGAAACGAGCUAAAGUUCAGAGUUUUUGUUGUUCUUCUUAUCUUUUAUAUUUUAGAUUAUAUAUAUAUAAUUUAAUAUAUAGUAAUAUAUAAUAUAGGAUAUAAUAUAGAUCGACAGACUUGUCAUGGUGGCUUGUGGGGUGAAAGCUAUGCGGUAAUCUGUGGUUCUCUGGUCGGUUCUCCCCUCGGAGUGAGAGAGGAGCCGCAGAGCCUCCCUUCACCUCCCUCCUGGAGGACGACAGGGUCCGGGUCCGGGUAAUAGUACCGGGUGUCCGUCCACACGGUCCUGGUGUCCGUCCAGCAGUGCCCGGCUCAUGUCUUCAUGAUGUUCAGACUCAGAGCAUCGUUCCUGAAAGCCUAAUAUGUGUGUCUGUUCCAGGGAUGUCUGACAGUGUGCGUCUGGACGUUCCAGACUUCAGUAACUCGGUGCUGUCUCACCUGAACCGGCUGCGGCUCCAGGGCCGACUCUGUGACAUCGUGGUGAGCGUGGAGGGCGAGGGCUUCAGGGCCCAUAAGGUGGUUCUGGCCGCCAGCUCGCCCUACUUCAGGGACCACAUGGCCCUGGGCCAGAUGAGCACCGUGUCGCUGGCGGUCAUCAGGAAGCCCCGGGUGUUCGAGCAGCUGCUGGCCUUCUGCUACACGGGCCGCCUCAGCCUGCAGCUCGCCGACAUCGUCAGCUACCUCACGGCCGCCAGCUUCCUGCAGAUGCAGAGCGUCAUCGACCGCUGCACCGCGCUGCUGGAGGGCAUCCACCUCAAGAUCAACCUGGGGGGGGGGGGCCCGGGUGAGCUCAGGGGCCUGGGGCCAGGGGCCGAGGGCCAGGAACCCCAGCUGAGGAUGGACCAGGAGGGCCAGUGGUUCGUAGAGAGUAGUGAGCAGCAGCAGGAGGAGGAGGAGGAGGGGGGGGGGGGGCUGCAGAUCAAGACGGAGAGGGUGGAGGAGUGGAUGGAGGAGGAGGAGGAGGAAGAGGAGGAGGAACUCCCAGGAGGAGGGGCCGCAGAGGUGGAGGCCACAAUGCUGAUUGACAGGUCGGACCGGAGCUCUCUGGUGCAGGAAGACGGGCCCUCCAGCAGUCAGACAGACAGGGUCAGUCCUACAGACAGCGUCCUGAUCCUCGCUGGGCACCGGAGAGCAAAGAGUGAAUCUCCAGGGGCAGACGAAGCCCAGCAACCCAGCUCCCAGGGGGAGGAGCCUGCGGCCGUGGACUUGGGGGGGUACGAGGAGUACCUGAGAGAGCAGGUGGGCGACCGCUGGUUCCGCUACAACCCGCGGCUCACCUGCAUCUACUGCUGCAAGUCCUUCAACCAGAAGGGCAGCCUGGACCGCCACAUGCGGCUGCACAUGGGCAUCACGCCCUUCGUCUGCCGCAUCUGUGGGAAGAAGUACACCCGCAAAGACCAGCUGGAGUACCACAUCCGGAAGCACACCGGGAACAAGCCCUUCCACUGCCACCUCUGUGGGAAGAGCUUUCCCUUCCAGGCCAUUCUGAACCAACACUUCCGGAAGAACCAUCCGGGCUGUACGCCCCAGGAAGGAGCUCACAGCGCCUCCCCCGAGACCACAGCCCCCUCCUCCAGAGCGGGCCAGGACCACCACUCCUCCCCCAGAGAUGAGCACCCUGAUGGGGGAGGGUCUGAAGGGCCCCAGGCCUCAGUAUCCACGACAGGGCCAGACUGACCUCCGCCAGGAGGACCACCUCCACCAGGAGGACCUCCACCAGGUGAUACCUCCACCAGGAGGACCUCCACCAGAUGAUACCUCCACCAGGGGGACCUCCACCAGGAGGACCUCCACCAGACUGACCUCCACCAGGAGGACUUCCACCAGGAGGACCUCCACCAGGUGAUACCUCCACCAGGAGGACCUCCACCAGGGGGACCUCCACCAGACUGACCUCCACCAGGAGGACCUCCACCAGACUGACCUCAACCAGGAGGACCUCCACCAGACUGACCUCCACCAGGAGGACUUCCACUAGGAGGACCUCCACCAGAUGAUACCUCCACCAGGAGGACCUCCACCAGAUGAUACCUCCACCAGGAGGACCUCCACCAGACUGACCUCCACCAGACUGACCUCCACCAGGAGGACCUCCACCAGGAGGACCUCCACCAGACUGACCUCCACCAGGAGGACCUCCACUAGGAGGACCUCCACCAGAUGAUACCUCCACCAGGAGGACCUCCACCAGACCGACCUCCACCAGGAGGACCUCCACUAGGAGGACCUCCACCAGAUGAUACCUCCACCAGGAGGACCUCCACCAGGAGGACCUCCACCAGAUGAAACCUCCACCAGGAGGACCUCCACCAGAUGAUACCUCCACCAGGAGGACCUCCACCAGAUGAUACCUCCACCAGAUCAUACCUCCACCAGGAGGACCUCCACCCGACUGACCUCCACCAGGAGGACCUCCACCUUACUUUAUGAACCUUACUCCCUGAAGGCUGAGUCUCUUUUAAACCCUCAUUAAGACACUCGACAGUGAGUUGAACACAGGGUUAGGGUUAAACCAGGGUUAGGGUUAGGGUUAAACCAGGGUUAGGGAGUUAGGGUUAGGGUUAAAACAGGGAUAGCGAGGUAGGGUUAGGGUUAGUGAGCGCAGGAAUACGAUUAGUGAGCGCAGGAAUAAGUUUUCUUUAAACCACAUCUACCUUCACAAUCAGCACUUUUCCAUGGACAACCUUAAUACUGUGAUUAUUAUGGUCUGUCGGAACAGUGGAGUUAUAAACAAAAAUGUGUGCUUGUGUGUGAACCCUAACCCUAAUAUACCGUAGAACUAUCAGUACCCUGCUGAGGGAGGUUAGGGUUAGGGUUAACCCUAACCCUAACCCUAAUAUACCGUAGAACUAUCAGUACCCUGCUAAGGGAACUAGCCCUAAACUGUUAGAAUUAGGGACUAAAGUAAUGCUAACUCUAAUAUAACUAUUAAUACCCUGAUAAGACUGAGGGGACCAGCCCUGACGAGUUAGUAAUAGCAACACAAUCCUUACCUCAAGGGAUUUUCUUUCUUUACUUACUUUAAUAAUUCUUAUUGAUGUCGUUGUAACGAAGUGUCAAUCACAAGACGAUAGCCUGUGAAAUUUUGGACAUAGAAUAAACUAGACAUUAUUAGACUUUGGCAGAAUAAUGUAAAGGAACCUUUUAAUUAAUGUUUUAAGGUGGCCUUAUAGUUUCAUUUAAAGCUCAAUAGUUAAGAUGAAAUAGUUAAGAUCAAAUACGCAGAAAACCUCAGAUAAACUACAGCUGAUAUGCUUCUCCGAUCUCCAUGAAACAAAACCUCACAACACAGUACACACUGGCUAGCUGGAGGACCAAUCACAACAGAGUACACACUGGCUAGCUGGAGAACCAAUCAUAACAUAGUACCCACUGGCUAGCUGGAGAACCAAUCACAACACAGUACAACAGGGCUAGCUGGAGACUAGACCCAUCAGGGGACAUCUUAGACUGGGUACCCCCAGCCCAUUCUGCCGGCGAUUCAAAUUCAAAGGGUCUGGAGAAGAGCAAUACAUUUCUUUCUCCUUCCGAUACGUUUUUGCGGGAGCCAAUCACCAAGCUGGCUUUUCCCCCUGGGGCGCCAUUGGCUGGUUUAAGAAAAUGACGACAGGGAAGCGACGGCAAGCAGUCAAUUGCGUACAGAGUCGUUUGAACUAUGCCCGUUGAUCACACCUCUUGUGCUGCAGAAAAUGUCGGCUUAGCUCAGGAGGUAGAGCAGUUGCCUUGUAACCGAAAGGUUGCUAGUUCGAUCCCCAGCUCCUCCUAGCUGAGUGUUAAUGCGUCCCUGAGCAAGACACUUAACCCUAACUGCUCCUGACGAGCUGGCUGUCGCCUUGCAUGGUUGACUCUGCCGUCGGUGUGUCAAUGUGUGUAUUAACUGAUGUAAGUCGCUUUGGAUAAAAGCGUCUGCUAAAUGCCCUAAAAUGUAAAAAAGUCUCCCCAGACCAAGCUCAUAGAAUGAGCUUGGUCUGGGGAGCUUGGUCUCUAUGAGCUUGGUCUGGCACUAGCCAGGCUAGGGACAUAUAUGGAAUGGACUAUUUGGAGUAUUUUCUUUAUAGGACUUCUAGCCAAGCUGAAGACCACAUGGAUGUAGCCAUGGCAACCCUCAGCCUCGCCUGUGAUCGCUGGGCCCGGCGAGGUGGUAUGGUUCGGCUGGGGAGGUUGGAUGCACCUGAUCACCUCUUCAGACUCAACCCCUAACCCUAACCACUAACUAUCAGGUAGAAACCUCAGCUCUCCUUUAUGUCAUGAUAGCUCCUGUCAGCAUAAUAUGCAACCCAGCACAAGGGUUAGGGUUAACCCUAACCCUAACCCUAACAGCUACAUUCAGUAGGAGGGGCGGAUAACGUACAACCCCAGGAACCUGCUAGCACCCUGCACAACCUACUCACUAUCCCCGACCCACUAUCCCCCUCAUCACUGCUGGACUCUACUCACUAUCCUUCUACCCACUAUCCCCCUACUCACUAUCCCCUACUCACUAACCCCCUAAUAACUGCUGGACUCUACUCACUAUCCCCUACUCACUAUCCCCUACUCACUAACCCCCUCAUCAUGUGCUCAGUCACUGAUAUUUGAUAAAUUUGUCCAACUACCAAAGGAAUCAAGAAGACAAAGAUAGCUCCUCCAAGCCCUUCAGUAGGUCCAGUAGGUCUCCAGUAGGUCUAGGGUCUCCAGUAGGUCCAGUAGGUCAAGUAGGUCUGUAAAAGUUCAAUUGUGCUGUAAAAUGUCAAAUGAUUAUUCCGAUAAUUAUUUUAAUAGUAUUGAUUAUGCCAUCAAUUUCCAUUUAUCCAUGAUUUGCUAAUCAGUCAGUAUAGCUUUGAUUUUUCUUAUACAGUUAUGUUUAUUUGCAUAUAUAUGAAUAAUUUCUUUUUAUAAAUACCUUUAACCUUGAACAUAAGUAUAAUUAAAUGUUAAAUACAUAUAUGAACUUUCUGAAGAAUAUUUUGGUUAUACAUAAAGAUCAGAGAUUUUAUGCAAGUGGUACUUAAGACAAGUAGUGCCACCUUAAAGAGCCCAUGCCAUUAAAAUCACAUUUUUCCUA
This is a messenger RNA of Gadus morhua (Atlantic cod), 5150 nucleotides long. RefSeq names its product zinc finger and BTB domain containing 37 (gene zbtb37). Lineage: Eukaryota; Metazoa; Chordata; Actinopteri; Gadiformes; Gadidae. The coding region runs from base 488 to 1783 and encodes 431 amino acids. The record is from RefSeq and is a predicted model, not a curated record. Gene Ontology annotation, molecular function: protein binding; RNA polymerase II cis-regulatory region sequence-specific DNA binding; DNA-binding transcription factor activity, RNA polymerase II-specific. Gene Ontology annotation, biological process: regulation of transcription by RNA polymerase II. The transcript is spliced from 4 exons.